Eurypyga helias (sunbittern) is the source of this 1323-nucleotide messenger RNA. RefSeq names its product vacuolar protein sorting 26 homolog A (S. pombe) (gene VPS26A). Gene Ontology annotation, biological process: intracellular protein transport; retrograde transport, endosome to Golgi. The annotation marks the transcript as partial. Gene Ontology annotation, cellular component: endosome; retromer complex. The record is from RefSeq and is a predicted model, not a curated record. The transcript has 9 exons. NCBI's taxonomy places the organism in Eukaryota, Metazoa, Chordata, Aves, Eurypygiformes, Eurypygidae.
GAGGCAAAAAUCAAGAAUGGUUCUAGUGGGCAGUCGUCAAAAAAAAGAGCUUUAUUUCUUGUGGUGGCAAUUAAUGAGAGUAUGUGCUUGGCAGAGACUUGGAGGACAUUCAUUCAGUCUUCGUUUGACCACUCAAGUUUUCUUGGAGGCUUUUUCGGUCCUGUUUGCGAGAUUGAUGUUAUUCUUAAUGAUGCUGAAACACGAAAAACGGCAGAAAUCAAGACGGAAGAUGGUAAAGUUGAAAAGCAUUUCCUCUUCUAUGAUGGAGAAUCUGUUUCGGGAAAGGUGAACGUCUCCCUUAAGCAGCAUGGGAAGAGACUAGAGCACCAAGGAAUAAGGAUUGAAUUUGUAGGACAAAUUGAACUCUUCAAUGACAAAAGCAAUACCCACGAAUUUGUAAACCUAGUGAAAGAACUGGCCUUACCUGGAGAGCUGACCCAAAGCAGAAGCUAUGACUUUGAAUUCAUGCAGGUUGAGAAGCCAUACGAAUCCUACAUUGGUGCCAACGUCAGACUGAGGUAUUUUCUGAAAGUGACAAUAGUGAGACGGCUGUCAGACUUGGUGAAAGAAUACGAUCUGAUUGUUCACCAGCUUGCUACGUACCCAGACGUGAACAACUCCAUUAAAAUGGAAGUAGGCAUUGAAGACUGUCUUCAUAUAGAGUUCGAAUACAAUAAGUCAAAGUAUCACUUAAAGGAUGUGAUUGUUGGAAAAAUUUAUUUCCUCUUAGUGAGAAUAAAAAUUCAGCACAUGGAGUUGCAGCUGAUCAAAAAGGAGAUAACUGGAAUUGGACCCAGUACCACAACAGAGACUGAAACCAUUGCAAAGUAUGAGAUAAUGGAUGGUGCACCAGUUAAAGGGAAGUCACUGUGUGAAUCAAUUCCUAUAAGACUGUUCUUAGCAGGCUAUGACCCAACUCCAACAAUGAGGGAUGUGAAUAAAAAAUUUUCAGUGAGGUACUUCUUAAAUCUAGUGCUUGUAGAUGAAGAAGACAGACGAUACUUCAAACAGCAGGAAAUAAUUCUAUGGAGAAAAGCUCCCGAGAAGCUGAGGAAACAACGAACAAACUUUCACCAGCGAUUUGAAUCUCCAGAAUCACAAGCAUCUGCUGAGCAACCCGAAAUGUGAACUGAUAUAAGGUGAAAAACUUUGCAGUGCUUCAGCAGGUGAAAGAUGGCAGCAGCCUGUGGGAAAAGAAGGCCAAAAUUCCCAUUACAACUGUCUUCCUUCAUCUUGCAGUGCUGCAUUUGCCGUACUAUUAAAGCGUUCUUCAGUUAAACAUUCAAGUAUGUAUAUACAUUUAAAAUAAAGUGCUUUCUCAAA